Molecule: messenger RNA, 2527 nt
Organism: Colossoma macropomum (tambaqui)
Lineage: Eukaryota; Metazoa; Chordata; Actinopteri; Characiformes; Serrasalmidae
Gene: trim9
Product: tripartite motif containing 9
Molecular function (GO): protein binding; zinc ion binding
Source: RefSeq, a predicted model, not a curated record
GCAGCGGAACAGAGGCAGAGUGACGGUGACGGUAGCGCUUGUUGUUUUUUUUUUCAUCCCGAGCUUCAUUAUUUUGGCCAAGAUGGACGAGAUGGAAGAGGAGCUGAAGUGUCCGGUCUGCGGCUCGUUUUUCCGCGAGCCCAUCAUCCUGCCGUGCUCGCACAACAUCUGCCUGGCGUGCGCGCGGAACAUCUUGGUGCAGACGCCGGACGCUGAGUCGCCUCAGAGCGCUCGCGCCUCGGGCUCUGCCGCGUCCGACUAUGACUACCUGGACCUGGACAAGAUGAGCCUGUACAGCGAGGCGGACAGUGGCUAUGGCUCGUACGGAGGCUUCGCAAGCGCGCCCACCACGCCGUGCCCCAAGUCCCCCAACGGUGUGCGCGUAUUCCCGCCGGCCGCGCCGCCCCCCCAGCAGCAGCAGCACCACCUGCUGCCUCCGCCGGCCGCCCCCGGCGCGCCUCCUCCUCCUCCUCAUCCUCAUCCUCAUCCUCCCGCCAUGAUGAUGAUGAUGAUCCCGCGCAACGCGUGCCUCACGUGCCCGCAGUGCCACCGCAGCCUGACGCUGGACGAGCGCGGCCUGCGCGGCUUCCCCAAGAACCGGGUGCUCGAGGCGGUGGUGGAGCGCUACCAGCAGAGCAAGGCGGCGGCGCUGCGCUGCCAGCUCUGCGAAAAAAGCCCUCGCGAGGCCACGGUGCUGUGCGAGCAGUGCGACGUCUUCUACUGCGACGCGUGUCGCGUGCGCUGCCACCCGCCGCGCGGCCCGCUCGCCAAGCACCGGCUCGUGCCACCCGCGCAAGGGCGCAUCAGCCGUCGCGCGAGCCCGCGCAAGACCUCUACGUGCACGGAGCACGAGCUGGAGAACCUCAGCAUGUACUGCGUGCAGUGUAAGACGCCUGUUUGCUACCAGUGCCUGGAGGAGGGUAGGCACUCCGCGCACGAGGUCAAGGCACUCGGGGCCAUGUGGAAACUGCACAAGGAGCAGCUCUCUCAGGCACUGAACAUUCUGUCGGAUCGAGCCACUGAGGCCAAAGAGUUCCUUGUUCAGCUCAGAAACAUGGUGCAGCACAUACAGGAGAAUGGAGUUGAAUUUGAAGCCUGCUUGGUGGCUCAGUGUGACGCAUUGAUUGAAGCACUGAACCGCAGAAAAGCUCAACUACUGACCAGAGUCAACAAAGAGCACGAGCACAAACUCAAGGUGGUGCGUGAUCAGAUCUCUCACUGCACGGUGAAGUUGAGGCAGACGACGGGGCUGAUGGAGUACUGUCUGGAGGUCAUCAAGGAGAAUGACCCCAGCGGCUUUUUGCAGAUCUCUGAUGCACUUAUCCGUAGGGUGCACAUGACCGAGGGCCAGUGGGGUAAGGGUACUCUCACACCUCGUAUGACCAGCGACUUUGACCUGACCCUUGACAGCGGCCCGCUGCUACAGACCAUUCAACAGCUGGACUUUGUUCAGAUGAAGGUCCCUGCAGCUCCAAUACUGCAGCUGGAGGAGUGCUGUAGUCAGACCAACAGUGCCACUCUGUCUUGGAAGCAACCGCCGCUCUCUACCAUUGUAGUGGACGGCUACAUACUUGAGCUGGAUGAUGGCAGUGGAGGGCAAUUCAGAGAAGUGUACGUUGGCACGGAGACUAUCUGCACGGUGGAUGGACUUCACUUCAACAGCACAUAUAAAUCACGCGUUAAAGCCUUUAACUCCAGCGGCGUCGGGCAGUACAGCAAAAUACUGGUCAUGCAGACCUCUGAGAUUGCUUGGUUCACCUUUGACCCUGCAUCAGCCCACCCUGACAUCAUACUGUCCAAUGAUAACCUGACCGUCACGUGUAACAGUUAUGAUGACCGCGUUGUCAUGGGCAACACAGCCUUCUCCCGCGGUGUGCAUUACUGGGAGAUAACCAUUGAUCGCUAUGACAACCAUCCGGACCCUGCAUUUGGGAUUGCACGGGGUGAUGUGCUGAAGGACGUGAUGCUGGGAAAGGAUGAUAAAGCCUGGGCAAUGUACGUGGACAACAACCGCUCCUGGUUCAUGCACAACAACUCCCACACCAACAGAACGGAUGGAGGGAUAGGUAAAGGAGCAACAGUGGGUGUCCUGUUGGAUUUUUCACGAGGGAUUCUGUUAUUCCUUAUCAAUGAUGAGCAGCAGGGUCCCAUAGCCUUUGACUCUCUGGAGGGUCUUUACUACCCCGCUAUUAGCCUCAACCGCAAUGUUCAGGUGACUCUUCACACUGGGCUGCCCAUUCCAGACUUCUACACUCCAGGAGAGUCAGACCCUUCAGGCUCCGUCUGCUGAAGACACAGUCAACACACACACACACACACACACACACACACACACACAAACAGAUACUGUAUAUGACUGGAUAAGAAAAUCCACAUAUUCUGUUUUCUAUGUAAAGUGCUGGGGUGGCUGAGGUGUUAAAAGGGAAAUUCGACCAGUUUUUCAAAAUUCCUGCAUAAUUCAGUGGAUAAACAAAGUAAUUCAGGAUGGUUUAAUGUUUAAUGCUCUGUUCUAUAGAAACAUACUGAC